Messenger RNA from Rhodotorula toruloides NP11, 864 nucleotides. RefSeq lists its product as uncharacterized. The coding region runs from base 1 to 864 and encodes 287 amino acids. The transcript has 3 exons. The record is from RefSeq and is a predicted model, not a curated record. Lineage: Eukaryota; Fungi; Basidiomycota; Microbotryomycetes; Sporidiobolales; Sporidiobolaceae.
AUGGCUAAGCCUGGGUCCAAGCUAGUGUUUGAUUGCGUCGAGAUCCCCAAGCGGCAUCGUUCGCGCUCGAUGCGUCCUAGCCUGUCUGCUGCAUCCAGCAAUACUAGCUCGGGCCGGUCCACGAACCUCACGACGCCCUCUGCUUCGCCCGACUGUCGAGUCGCGUCAAGCGCGAAGCUUCGCGUCCGGGAUACCACGCUCGGAAGCGAACUUGGCCUGGCGAACGAGGGCGAGUUCGACAGCCUCGGUGCAGAGGCCGCCUUACAAACGGAGGUCAUCGACGUCUUCAUGGAGUACCUCCAUGGCAACGAGGACAAGUACUCGAAAGGCCUCUUUGAGAAUGUCUUCGUCCAGCUCGACCCGACCAGCUCGACCCUGUACGACGCCUGGGAGACACGCAGGCGUGCGCCCAAGCCCGCUCAGCGCGCUGCGAUUGAGCGCAGCUUGAGGGAGAACAACGGUCUGCAAAUUGGCUAUGCGGUCCUCGUUUACGCCGGGCCGAUGUUGGAGGAGGAGAUCAGGGAUAUCGUGGCGGCGAGGGAGGAGCGGCGGACGCGGGAGGCUCCGUGGAAGGUGGCGGUUGAGCAGUACGAGGCGGACCUCAAGAUCUGGAAGAAGGCGGCAAAGAGGGCAAAGGCGAAGGGAGAAGCGGAGCCGCCAAAGCCGGAGAGGCCGGAGAAGCCGAAGAAGCCUCAGAAGGCGCGGAAGCAGGCGAAGCGGGCAGGCGGGAAGGGGGUCAAGCCGGCUAAGAGGACGCAGCGAGUUCAGGAGGAGAUGGAGGAUGAGGAGGACGAGCAAGAGGCACACGACGAGGACGACAGCGAGGGCGGCGAACAGGAGGAGGAGCAGGACGAUGAGGAGUAG